GCACAUAACUCUCACAAUAAGGCGAAAUUAUGGACGCGUUCUCGUCGUAAUUUUUUACCCCCCACUUUUUGAUAAAAUAUGAUAGUUUCACUUCUAUUUUUGUGACUAAUGUCACGAUAUUGGCCUUGCUGUCGCGUGCUUUUUUGCUGUCUAUGCCUUCCACGUGACCCUCCACCACGAGCCUUAAAAGUAACGCAAAACAUGUCUGGUUGAGUCUUUUUAUUCUGUCUGCAUGCUGGUAACGCGGCUUUUCAGCACAAGCUAGAUCCAUUCUCCACAUCCAUCAUCCACACACAGAAGUAAUUGCGAGUAUUACUCCGCGGCGGACGAGUACGCCGGCGCAUCGGUUUGAGGUUAUCCCAGUACGCCGGCGACAGCCUUCGGAAAAAAAAAUCACUGGAAUUGACGAGGCCAGAAGGAACACUUCCACCGCUUCUGCCGUUAAAAAAAUGUCCGUCACUCUCCCCCGCCAUGUUGUCUGGGAGUCAGAGCGCCUGGUGGCCUACCUAAACCCGCGGCCGUGGACGCCCGGCUCCGUCAUCCUGGAGCGCCACGUGCCCGGAGCGAUGGCGGGCAGCAUCUUUCACCUGGAGGAGGCGGAGUAUCUAUGCUGGAUGCUGGGUGCCAGGGCGGUGGCCCAGCUGCUGUGCGACAAGCUCAAGGUGCACCGGUGCGCCCUGGUCGCCAGGCCCCACGUGGACAGACCCGCUCAGAUCCGUAUCCUCCCGUUGCACGGCCUCGAUGGCGAGUGGUGCGCUCACCUGGCAGGGGAGGAGGAGUACCACGGCCACGAUCCGGGUUUCUGCACCUCCAAGACGGCGCCCCGGUGGAGCGACGCCCGCCUGAACGAAAUCCAGGCCAGGAUCCGCGCCAAGCUCCCGAACCCCAACGCGCCACCCGACCUGACGUUCUUGGGCGACGACCCGGCCGACGCCGGCCUCUUCCCGCGCAUCGUACGGGGCGAGGAGCCGCAGUGGCGGCUGUGGGAGGACGACGCCCACGUGUCCUUUCUCACCCCGUUCCCCAACUCACCCGGCUUCACGGUGCUCAUCCCGCGCCGUCCUCUGUCCUCCGACAUAUUCGGGCUAGAAGCGGGCGACUACGAGGGGCUGGUGCUGGCCGCCCGCAAGGUGUCUCAUCUCCUGGAGAAGGGCUUGGGGGCGUGGGGCGUGGGUCUGAUCUUCGAGGGCUUCGAGAUCGAUUACGCCCACGCCAAGUUGAUCCCGCUGCUGUCUUCCGGGGAAGGAAAGUGCAGCGCCCUGACGGCGCCUGACCAGUGUUUCCUCUCGUAUCCCGGCUACGUCACCUCGGAAGAUGGACCCGGAGCGUCCUUUGAGAGUUUGGAGGAGUUGUACGCCAAAAUGACCUUCAAGUAGAACGGUUCGCAACGACAACUUUAAUUCAUUCCAUGACCGCAACAUACACCGACCCAUCACCAGACCUCAGUAUUAAGCGUGGAACAUACAAUUACGACUCUACUGACAUUAGUUUGCUCCAUAUUUUUAGUACUUUAAGGCACUGGUGCCAAACUCAAGGCCCGGGGGCCAGAUCUGGCCCGCAGCGUGGUUUUAUGUGGCCCACGGAGGCAAAUCACGUGCAUCAACUUCCAUAUUUUUUGUUCAAAUCUGUACCAAAAUUUGAAAUCUCAUAAAUGAUAACGUUGAGAAAUUACAAGCAUUUUUGUGUCAAUUACCCUUGAUUUUUAAUUCCAAAACUAGUACAUAAAUUUCAUUAAAGAUUUUUUUUUUUUAUGGUUUCACAGCCACAACGGCCCUCUGAGGCAAACCACAAGUACAAUGCGGCCCGCGGCAAAAAUGAGUUUGACACCGCUGCUUUAAGGCGUCGGCGCUCGCUCGCAUGGCUCCGUGUGCAUCAUGGAAGCUAUCUGCCUUAUUAAUUUUUUUGCUUUGAGAUGAAUUUCACCAAUAAACACUCAAGACAACUCAUGGGAUUAAGACUGAACUAAAGACUUUCGUUAUUCUUAAAAAAAAAAAAUGUAAAGAUUAAAGAGACUAUUACAUUUUCACACAGGACCAGAUACCAAGUUU
Molecule: messenger RNA, 2048 nt
Organism: Syngnathoides biaculeatus (alligator pipefish)
Lineage: Eukaryota; Metazoa; Chordata; Actinopteri; Syngnathiformes; Syngnathidae
Exons: 4
Coding region: 450-1376 (308 amino acids)
Molecular function (GO): catalytic activity
Source: RefSeq, a predicted model, not a curated record